Molecule: messenger RNA, 4242 nt
Organism: Lampris incognitus (smalleye Pacific opah)
Lineage: Eukaryota; Metazoa; Chordata; Actinopteri; Lampriformes; Lampridae
Product: adhesion G protein-coupled receptor A3
Exons: 19
Coding region: 1-4152 (1383 amino acids)
Biological process (GO): cell surface receptor signaling pathway; G protein-coupled receptor signaling pathway
Cellular component (GO): plasma membrane; postsynaptic density; glutamatergic synapse
Molecular function (GO): G protein-coupled receptor activity; protein binding
Source: RefSeq, a predicted model, not a curated record
AUGAGACUGUUGCGCUUGCUGUGCGUCAUGGUCGGACUGUGGAAGUCGUGCUCUGCCAACAGAAACUGCCCGGAUCUGAUCAUUGACAGCUGUCACUGCACAGCCGAGAGGUCCAAACAGCUGAGCCGGCAGCACGUCCGAGUCAAAGUCGUCUGUGAUGAUGUGGACUUAAUGGACACGCUGCAGCCAAGCUUCCUACCCAACAAAACUGUCUCACUGAUCCUGAGUAACAACAAGAUCUCCCGGCUCCGUAACGGCUCCUUCUACGGCCUGGCUGCCUUGGAAAAACUGGACCUGAAGAAUAAUUUGAUAAGUACAGUGGAGCCCGGGGCCUUCCGUGGUCUGCUGGCUCUGAAGAGACUGGACCUAUCAAACAACAGGAUUGGCUGCCUCUCCCCUGAAAUGUUUGCAGACCUUGGCAACCUCUUCAAAUUGAAUUUAUCUGGAAAUAUCUUCUCCACUCUGGCUGUGGGAUUGUUCACACACCUCGUGGCUCUCAGAGUACUGCACUUCAGCACUGAGACUCUAUUCUGUGACUGCCAGCUGGAUUGGCUCCUCCGCUGGAGCAGGGCCAACUCGGUGCGCAUUGGCAACGACACCGUGUGUAUGUACCCCAGCCACCUCCACGGCCUGGAGUUCAGCAGCCUCCAGGAACAGCAGCUCAGAUGCGAUGGGCCGCUGGAGCUGCCCCUGUUCCAGCUGAUUCCCUCCCAGAGACAGGUGGUGUUCCGGGGAGACCGCCUUCCCCUGCAGUGCACAGCUUCCUACCUGGAGCCCUCGGUGGAGCUGCGCUGGAGCCACAACGGCCAGACGGUGGCCACACAAGAAGAGCGGGGCAUCUUCCUGGAGGACACCCUGCUCCAUGACUGCUGCCUCCUCACCAGUGAAGUCGUCCUCUCCAGCAUUGACGUGGGCAUUGCUGGCAUCUGGGAAUGUCAGGUGACCAGUUCCCGUGGCAACAGAUCCCGUCAGAUGGAGAUCGUUGUGCUGGAGACGUCGGCGACGUACUGCGCAGCCGACAGAGUCAACAACAACAAGGGGGACUUCAGGUGGCCAAAGACCCUAGCCGGCAUAUUGGCUUUCCUGCCCUGUGCCCCUGCCACCUUCGGCUCUGCCCCACGCCCCUACGGCAGCACCCCUCAUAACCCCAUCCGCAGAGAGAAGAAGGCGUGGAGACGUUGCGAUAGGGCGGGACGAUGGGUGGAAGAUGACUACACCCAGUGCCCUUAUGCCAGCGAACUGACCCGGGUCCUACAUGAGCUCACUCAGAUGACCAUUAAUACAACCAACGCUCAGCCUCUAGGCCAGCAGUUAGUGGCCUUCACCAGCAGGGCGGCACACUUCACUGAUGUUAUGGACGUCAUCUUUGUCACACACCUGGUAGAGAGGCUAACAAGGCUGGUAGGAAAGCACAGAGAGCUGGGGGACUACGUGUCAGACAUAGCCAGUAACAUGAUGCUUGUGGAGGAGCACAUCUUGUGGAUGGCCCAGAAUGAGGCCAGGGCGUGCACACGCAUCGUCCAGUGUGUGGAGCGCAUCGCUGACCUGGCCCUGACCGGCGAUAACCAGGUCAUAUCCAAGGUAUCUACAAACAUAGCUCUGGAAGCCUUCCUCAUCCGGCCAGCCAACUUUCUCGGCCUGUCCUGCACGGCGCUCCAGCAGAUCCCCUCGCCCUCCAUGUCACCCCGGCCCGACAGACACUCCCACCGUGACAAGGACGCGAACGGGGAGCGAGACACCUCCGGGGACUCGUUGCUCAACUUCAAAUGCCACACUGUCAACAGCAGCGGCUCACCUGCCAGUCAGCUCAGCAAGAACUCGGUGGCAGUCGCCUCGAUCCAUUUCCCGCUGGCUGGUCCGCCUCUCUCCUCCGCGCUGCAAUCUGUUGAUAACUCCACUUGCAGGCUGCAGUUCGUCGUCUUCCGAAAUGGCAAACUAUUCCCUUGCACGGGCAACUCGUCCAACCUCGCAGACGACGGGAAACGCAGGAGCGUGUCGACACCAGUUGCUUUCACCAAAUUAGAUGGGUGCAGCCUCGGGAGCGGCGUGCGCUCCGUUACCAUCGCUCUCAGGCACUUCGCACUGGGUGUCGACCCCACCGCAGCCUAUUGGGAUUUUGACCUGCUAGAUGGGCACGGUGGCUGGCGGGCAGAGGGGUGCCACAUCACGGGCUCCGCGGGCAACACGACCACCAUUCAUUGCACUCAUCAUAAUAACUUUGCUGUGCUAAUGGAUCUGAAGAAGGUGCUGUCUUUCCCCCCGUACCCCGGGGAGUUUCUGCACCCGGUCGUGUAUGCCUGCACGGCGGUCAUGUUGCUCUGCCUCUUCGCCUCCAUCAUCACCUACAUCGUGCACCACAGCGCAAUACGCAUCAGCCGGAAGGGAUGGCACAUGCUUCUCAACUUCUGUUUCCACACGGCCCUGACCUUCGCUGUGUUUGCCGGUGGCAUCAAUCGAAUCAAAUACCCCAUCAUCUGUCAAGCAGUUGGAGUCGUGCUUCACUACUCGUCUCUGUCCACUAUGCUGUGGCUGGGGGUCACGGCGAGGAACAUUUACAAGCAGGUGACCAAGAAGCCCCCGCAGAACCAGGAUGCUGACCCACCCGCAUCCCGUAAACAGCCCCUGCUGAGGUUCUACUUGGUCAGCGGUGGCGUGCCCCUCAUCAUCUGUGGCGUCACAGCGGCCAUCAAUAUAGACAAUUACGGCAGCGCAGAGCAAGCUCCUUACUGCUGGAUGGCGUGGGAGCCAAGUCUGGGAGCCUUCUUUGGCCCCCUGGCCUUCAUCAUCCUGGUGACGUGCAUCUACUUCCUCUGCACCUUCAUCCAGCUGCGUCGGCGCCCCGAAAAGAAGUACGAGCUCAAACAGUUGACAGAGGAGCAACAGAGGCUGGCCUCUGUCGACGCGCCAACUCACUGCCACCAGGGAACCGAGCCCGGAGCCCCAGCGCCCAGCGGGGGCCACUGCCCUGCCGGCUGCCCAGGUGUCCCCAUCAACCCCGCUCUGCUGGCCAACGAGCACUCAUUCAAGGCACAGCUGCGCACGGCGGCGUUCACGCUCUUCCUCUUCCUGGCAACGUGGGCCUUCGGGGCCCUGGCCGUGUCACAGGGUCACUUUUUAGACAUGAUCUUCAGCUGCCUGUACGGUGCCUUCUCCGUCACACUGGGCCUCUUCAUCCUCAUCCACCACUGCGCCAAGCGUGACGACGUCUGGCACUGCUGGUGCUCUUGCUGCCCCGGACGCCGUGCCAACGCCUGCUCCGGCGCUCAUGGGUCGAGUCAAGUGCGGCCCAAGGUCAACGUGAACGGAGACACCCCUGGUCAUGGUCACAGUCACGGUCACUGCCACCAUGACUCACCGUGCCCAGGAAAAGCCCCGAUGGGCUGCGGUCACGGCACUUUGGGUCACUGUAAGCACGCCACCUUGCCGUCUGCACAAAAUCACGUGACGUGUCUGGCACCAGUGACUCCUUGCUGUGCCACCCUGCACAACCAGCAGCUAAUGGAGGAGGAGCCGGCACCUGCAACUUUGCUGCUUCACGCCGACCCGGAAGGAUACCGGCCCGGUGUCCACCUGCACCCCUGCCUGAAGAGCAGCACCAGGACUAAGAGCCGCCACUUUAGCCGCCACCGAGCCGGGGCUGGUGCCGGGGGGACGGGGAGCGAGAGGGAGUAUGCCUAUCACAUCUCCUCCAGUGUGGAUGGAGGUAGUGUGCACAGCUCACACACUGAUAGUCCCCACAGCACACAUGAGCGUCACACGCACGUCUGUCCGCACCUGGCCCACGAAGGGCACCAUGACGGGCAUCACGCAUGCCACAGUGCUGCAGCCGCCGCCCACGAGGCCCUGGCAUGCCAUAAUCCCUGCCACAGGCACAUCUGCUGUGCCAAAGCAGACCUUUUCCCCACUCUGUGCCAGACAGAGGCAGGAGACACGGGUACCUUCUUGUGUGGCUGUGGCAAAAUGGCAGAGGAGGACCUGAUGACAUCACAUCACCACAUGGAAAUGCAAGCCCCACGUAGACAAUCUUUCCCCCAGAACCCACCCAAUCAGAACGGGAUUUUAAAGGGGGGGCUGCACGAAGGACUCUUGUACACUUCAGACAGCACAGGGAAUAUACGCACUGGACCCUGGAGAAAUGAAACCACUGUCUAGUCUGUGAAGUCUGGGGGGGGAGGGCAGCCACCCUGCCUCGUCCCUCCAAAAAUAAACCUUUAACUCUCUUUCUAGGAUUAAAAAGAUGAA